AUGGGUUCAGAACCUCAAUUCUCGAAGUACCCGAACCUCGCCCUCGCUCAGAACAUCUUCAACAUUGCAAACAAUUCGCCCCGACAAACCCAGCAGAGUUCAUUGAAGUACAUUCAAGAUGCAAUUAAAGACCACAAAAUGGCACCGCUAUAUCGGCACCUAGCUCAUCCUACUGAAGGUAUCCUGAAUGUGAAGGGUGAGGGAAGUGCAUCAGCAGUACCUACACCCACAACUCAGCGCAAUCGAAGAGCCUCAUUGGUUUCGAGCAACCUGGUACCAUCAAAGCGCAAUGUAUCUGGAGAGGUCCUUCCGUGGGAUGAGAAGCUCUAUGACGACUUGAAGACUGAGAACGACAAAGAGCUUGAGGAAAUUCAGAAAGAGGAAGAACAGGCCCAAGAAACGGCUGGGGAAACUGAAGUACAAGCAGCCCGAAGUAAAAGAGCAGAAUUCUGGGCGCGAGUGGGAGACAAGGACAAAGCCAUAGAGUCUUACGAGGCAGUGUUCGAGAAGACUGGUCCGUUAGGCGCGAAAAUCGAUACUGUCCUCGCCAUAAUACGAAUCGGCCUCUUCUUCAACGACAAAGUCUUUGUCAAGAAGCAGGUCGACCGAGCUAACAUUCUGGUAGAAAGUGGUGGUGAUUGGGAUCGAAGAAAUAGGCUUAAGGCUUACAAGGGUCUGCAUUUACUCACGGUCCGCUCCUACAAUACUGCUGCACCACUUCUACUCGACUCUCUAUCUACGUUUACCAGCUACGAACUCUGCAGCUAUUCAGCACUAGUCAUGUAUGCAGUUUUAGCAGGAACAAUGGCUCUUAAGAGAACAGAGUUCAAGACGAAAGUUGUGGAUGCUCCUGAAAUCAAGGCUAUACUUGGCAGUGGCGACGAGAAGGUACCCAAAGAUGAAGAGAUGGAAGACAUAUCUACAGCUACACCAGAAAAGGCAACAGUAGUGAACUUGACCACGCUGGGAACAGGUCAAGGCAUGGAGAGUGCAGAAUCCGAAGCACCCAUUGACUUUUCCUCCUUGGCGUCAUUGGUUCGAAGUCUUUAUGAGGGUAAUUAUCGAGCAUUCUUCUUGGCAUUGGCUACUGUGGAAGAGACGUUCUUACUGCAGGAUCGGUAUCUGUUCGAGCACAAGGUCUGGUUUGUCAGAGAGAUGAGGCUACGAGGUUAUCAGCAGCUAUUACAGUCGUACAGAGUGGUUGGCUUGAAGGCCAUGGCGGAUGCUUUUGGAAUCAGUGUUGACUUACUGGACCGAGAUCUGGCCAAGUUCAUUGCAGGAGGACGGGUAAGCUGUACGAUCGAUAGGGUACAGGGAAUAAUUGAAACAACACGACCUGACGACAAGAACAAACAGUACGCUGAUGUGGUGAAGCAAGGUGAUGCUUUGAUUACAAAACUGCAGAAAUAUGGACAGAACGUUAGAUUGAGGGGUAGUGAGCGUACUUGA
Messenger RNA from Lithohypha guttulata, 1449 nucleotides. RefSeq names its product proteasome regulatory particle subunit (gene RPN7). The transcript has 2 exons. Gene Ontology annotation, biological process: proteasome-mediated ubiquitin-dependent protein catabolic process. Lineage: Eukaryota; Fungi; Ascomycota; Eurotiomycetes; Chaetothyriales; Trichomeriaceae. Gene Ontology annotation, cellular component: proteasome regulatory particle. Bases 1 to 1449 code for a protein of 482 amino acids. The record is from RefSeq and is a predicted model, not a curated record.